UGAUUUGAUAGUUGCCCACCCUCGAUAGGUGUUUUACUCCUAAAAAAAACCACCUAGGCGUAGGUCGGUGUGAGACUGUAGAUUCUAAAUGAAAGUAGAGUUGAAAACCUUUAGAGAGAGAGAGAGAGAACAUUUUUGUGAAAGCAGCCCACUGUUUUCUUCUGUUGCAGGAAAGAUAAAUCAUAGCUUGGUGAAAUCUGGGGGCAUUGUUUUUCCACAACUUCUCCAACAAUGGUGAGUCUUCCAAUACUAUCAACUGCCGCAAGAAGAUUGGAAGGUAAGGUGGCUCUGAUCACAGGCGGGUCUGGCGGCAAUGGAUCCUCUACAGCAAAGCUAUUUUGUCAACAUGGUGCCAAAGUUAUGAUCGCCGACAUCCAAGAUGAUCUUGGCCAUUCAAUUUGCAAGGACUUAGGUCCCACUCAUGCUUCCUUCAUCCACUGUGAUGUCACAAAUGAAACGGAUGUGAAAAAUGCCAUUGACAGGUCUGUUGCCAAACAUGGCAAGCUUGACAUAAUGUUCAACAAUGCAGGCAUCUUAGGAAUAAAAAAAGCCAAUAACAUUCUUGAAAAUGACAAGUCUCAAUUUGAGAAAAUUCUCCGUGUAAACGUAGUAGGUGCAUUUUUGGGUACCAAACAUGCAGCACGUGUGAUGAUACCAGCUCGUCAAGGAGCCAUAAUUAACACAGCUAGUGUUUGUUCAGUAAUGGGAGGUCUUGCUCCACAUGAUUAUACAUGUUCCAAGCAUGCAUUGCUCGGCCUCACUAGGAACACCGCGGUGGAGCUAGGAAAGUUUGGCAUUCCUGUUAAUUGUGUAUCACCUUAUGCUGUUCCAACUCCGAUGCCAAUGGAGUUUUUUGAUAUGAAAGAUGAGGAUUUCAAUGAUGCAAUUUCAACCCUCAAAGGGGUAUCUCUCAAGGCAGAGGAUAUAGCCAAAGCUGUUCUGUAUUUGGCAAGUGAUGACUCUAAGUAUGUGAGUGGCCACAAUUUGAUCGUUGAUGGAGGUUUUACUGUUGUAAAUGAGGUUUUUCAAUGUUCAAUUAAUAGAACUCCUGCUUUUUUUAUUUUUAUUUUUUAUUUUUUAUUUAUUAUUUAUCAUUGAACAAAUCUUCAACUCCUUCCAAUAACCGAAUAAAUGGGGCUAACUCCUUCCAA
Messenger RNA from Cornus florida, 1151 nucleotides. RefSeq names its product secoisolariciresinol dehydrogenase-like. The record is from RefSeq and is a predicted model, not a curated record. The transcript is spliced from 3 exons. Gene Ontology annotation, molecular function: oxidoreductase activity, acting on the CH-OH group of donors, NAD or NADP as acceptor. Bases 232 to 1098 code for a protein of 288 amino acids. Lineage: Eukaryota; Viridiplantae; Streptophyta; Magnoliopsida; Cornales; Cornaceae.